Vollenhovia emeryi is the source of this 2352-nucleotide messenger RNA. RefSeq lists its product as uncharacterized. NCBI's taxonomy places the organism in Eukaryota, Metazoa, Arthropoda, Insecta, Hymenoptera, Formicidae. The record is from RefSeq and is a predicted model, not a curated record. Bases 540 to 1619 code for a protein of 359 amino acids. Gene Ontology annotation, molecular function: nucleic acid binding. The transcript has a single exon.
UAUAUGUGUUUCAUUAACUUAGAGUCUUAAAUUAUUUUAAGCGUUAUUAUUUAUCACAUUGCUUUACAAAAGAAUUUUAAAAGGCACGGAAAUUCGAAUCAUAAUUUUGAGACUAUGAGAUUGAUACAAAAUCAUUCUGUCAAACUUCAUUGACAUAUACAUGUUUAGAAAUCGUUCAUGAAAAUAUGUAAAUAUUAAAAUUUGAUUAAGAUUAAUGACACAUUCAUUCAAAUUGACAGGGUUAACGCCUUUUUCUGCAUUAUUUACAUAAAUUAAAUGUGUAAUAAGAGCACAUGCAGGCGGGAGUACGGUGGAGACCGUGAAUGGGACAAAGAUAGAUAUCCCCCCCGGCCUCCAGCGUCCCUCGCCCCCCAAAGAACUUACAUCGCAACGCCUCUAGUGGCCUUUACAAGAACUACAAAAUUUCAUCACUAAGCGACCUACCCCCACCAUCGAAAAUUAGAGGCAGUCGGGAGACCUGUAUACAAGACCGUGGUCUAAUCUGUUGUUUAUUAUUCAGUCACUGAUGCCAAAUUACCAUGGCAAGUUACACGAUUGAGCAGCGCGUCGAAAUGAUAAAACUUUAUUAUCAAAAUGAGUGUUCGCUAGUGCAAACGUUGCGCGCGUUGCGCCAAUUUUACUGCAGAUACGGUGGCCCUUCAAAGUUGACUCUCCAACGUUUGGUGGCCAAAUUCGAGACGACCGGUUCGGUAAACAAUCAGCCAACACCCGUACGUCAAAGGAACGCCAGAUCGGCCAACAUUCCCGCGGUCCGUGAAAGUGUGCAGAAGAACUCGAGGCAGUCAAUUCCUCGCCGUGCACAAGAACUCGGCCUUUCGAAGACUUCAACUUGGCGAAUUUUGCGUCGGGACGUGGGCCUACACCCGUACAAGAUCCAACUGACCCAGGAGCUCAAAGUUAAUGAUCAUAAAGAACGCCGUUUGUUCGCUGACUGGGCUUCGGAGCGUUUGGAAGAGGACCCCAAUUUUGGCCGAAAAAUCAUCUUUAGCGACGAGGCGCAUUUUUGGAUGAAUGGCUAUGUUAACAAGCACAAUUGCCGUAUAUGGGACGACGCCAACCUACACGAGGUUCACCAGGUGGUAAUGCAUCCACAAAAAGUUACUGUUUGGUGCGGAUUUUGGGCCGGCGGCGUCAUUGGUCCGUACUUUUUUGAAAACGAUGUUGGUGAGGCCAUCACCGUGAACGGCGAGCGCUACAGAACGAUGAUAACCGCUUUCUUUUGGCCAAAAUUGAACGAUAUGGAGGUAGACAUGUGGUUCCAGCAGGACGGCGCUACAUGCCACACAGCGGACGCCACGAUGGACAUUCUGCAUGAAGGAUUUGAGGGUAUGGUUAUCUCUCGCAGAGGUGACGUGAAUUGGCCACCAAGAUCAUGCGAGUUGACCCCGCUAAACUAUUUCUUGUGGGGUUUCCUGAAGUCGCAGGUUUAUGCCAAUAAGCUGCAAUUGACCGAUGCCCUUAAAGUCAACACAACCAAUGCCAUCGCUCAAAUUCAGCUGGAUCUAUGCGGCAGAGUCAUUAAAAAUUGGAGCCCUCGGAUCCGUGCCACCGUGAGAAGCCGCGGCGGACAUUUGAACGAUGUCACAUUCCAUGCAUAAGGCAUACAUGGGCCUUUCAAAUAAAAAAAGAAUUUCGUUAAUACCUCACACACAGCUUGUUUUAUUCCAUUUCAACAUCGACCCGCCCUUAUUGAAAAACCCUGAUGUCGAUUCUUGUAAACGAUCAGACAAAUUGUUUAGAAAGCAGCAACAAAAAGAAUAUCACAUUGGCUUUUCACCGUUAUUACGAAUACAACCAUCAAUCGAUAUGAUUUAUACUUUCCCUUUGGAUUAUAUGCAUUUGUGCUGUUUGGGAAUCACUAAAAAGUUUUAAAUUAUGGGCUUACUAUUUAACAAGAGUGCUGUAAAAUUAACGUCGAAUCUUCAACGAAAAUUGUUGGAACGUAUAACGUAUUUAAAAUCAUAUGUGCAUGCAGAAUUCCAGCGGAAACCUCGGGUUCUUUUUCCAAAUAUGAAAGCGUCAGAACUUCGAUUUUUAGCUUUAUACGCAGGUCCUAUUAUCUUCAAACAAAUUUUAAGUUUUGAAAUGUAUAAUCUUUUUUUACUUUUUCAUGUGGCUUUUCGAAUCUUAUGCACAAAAAAUUUUGCACGAAAAUACAAUAAAAGUGCUCAAUCUUGUUUGAAAACAUUUUUUCUACAGUUACCAAAAUUUUAUGGUGAAAGAUCUCAGGUUUUAAAUGCACACUAUCUUUUACAUAUAGCUGGUGACGUUAAAAUAAAAACCAAGUAUAAGCUCCAACGACCGAAUAUAUUUUGUUACUCUAUCUUUUUU